AUGUCCUGCAACCCCUCCUUCGGCGGCAUCGGGAAGGGGCACCUGAUGCGGGAGGUGGACGCGCUGGACGGGCUGUGCGGGCGGCUCUGCGACCGCGCCGGCAUCCACUACAAGGUGCUCAACCGCGCCAAGGGCCCGGCCGUCUGGGGGCUCCGCGCUCAGAUCGACCGCCAGCUCUACCGGGAGAGCAUGCAGAGAGAAAUCCUUAACACGCCGCUGCUGACGGUCCGUGAGGCGUCUGUGGAGGAUCUGCUCUUGGCAGAGCCGGAGCCAGAGCGUCCCGGGAAGUGCCAGGUCACGGGAGUCGUCCUGGGCGAUGGGAGCACGGUACAUGCUGGGAGUGUGGUCCUGACCACCGGCACCUUCCUGAGGGGUAUGGUCCUCGUGGGGCUGGAGUCGCACCCGGCGGGGCGGCUGGGGGACCGGCCGGCCGUGGGGCUGGCUCAGACCCUGGAGAAGCUGGGCUUUGCCGUGGGCAGGCUGAAGACGGGGACGCCCCCCCGCCUGGCCAGAGACACCAUCGACUUCAGCCGGCUGGAGGAGCGGGCAGCUGACAACCCCCCCGUGCCCUUCAGCUUCCUCAGCGAGGCUGUCUGGAUCAAGCCAGAAGAUCAGCUGCCCUGUUACCUGACUCGCACCUCCCUGAGAGCCCAGCAGAUCAUCCGUGAGAACCUCCACCUCAACGACCACAUCAAGGAGACAACAAGGGGCCCGCGGUACUGUCCCUCUCUGGAGUCGAAGGUCCUGCGCUUCCCAAACCGGCACCAUCAGGUGUGGCUGGAGCCCGAGGGCCUGGAGUCCAAUGUCACUUACCCCCAGGGCAUGUCCAUGACGCUGCCACCGGAGCUCCAGGAGCAGGUGAUCAGAUCCAUCCCAGGCUUGGAAAAGGCUAAGAUGUUACAGCCAGGCUACGGGGUGCAGUAUGAUUUUUUAGAUCCCCGCCAGCUGACUGCUGCUCUGGAGUCCCGCCUGGUUCAGCGCCUCUUCUUCGCGGGCCAGGUCAACGGCACCACGGGCUACGAGGAGGCUGCGGCUCAGGGUGUGAUGGCUGGGAUCAACGCGUGCCUGCGGGUCCAUGGCAAGCCCCCUUUCGUCGUCAGUCGCACCGAGGGCUACGUCGGUGUCCUCAUCGAUGACCUGACCACGCUGGGCACCAGCGAGCCCUACCGCAUGUUCACCAGCCGCGUGGAGUUCCGCAUGGCCCUGCGGCCCGACAACGCCGACGCCAGGCUGACCCACAGAGGCUUCGAGGAGGCGGGCUGUGUGUCGCAGCAGCGGUACGAUCGAGCAGUGAAGAUGAGAGCUGCCUUGGAGGAUGGGAUCGUGGCGCUGAAAUCCAUUCAGCUGAGCAUCUCCAAAUGGUCCCAGUUGUUACCCCAAGUUCCCAUCAGCAGCAGUCGCAGGUCACCAGCCAGUGCCUUUGACAUCCUGCAGUACCCAGAGGCCACCGUGGAGGUUCUGGCGAGGGCUGUCCCCGAGCCCCUGGGAAGGCUGGCUCAGUGGAGGGAACUGGCAGAGAGGCUGAAAAUAGAAGCUGCCUACGAGUGGUGUGUGGUCAGCCAGCAGCAGGAGAUGGAGGAGGUGCGCCGGGAUGAGGCUCUCCAGCUGCCCGAGGACCUGGAUUACUUCGCCAUCGACGCCUCGCUCUCGGCAGAGGUGCGGGAGAAGCUGGACUCCAGCCGUCCCCAGACGAUCGGCGCCGUCAGCCGCAUCCCCGGCGUCACACCAGCUGCUGUCGUCAACCUGCUGAGGUUUGUGAAGAGCACUCACCAGAGGACAGGAAGGCUCAGAGCCCACACUGACAGGUAUUCCCCAGGGAGAAGGGACUCGGAGACGGCGAGGUCCCAGAGGCAGCUCUGAGCAGGGUUCCUGCAGAGGAGACAGGGAGUGCCCGUGGUCAGGCCCCUCUGCAGGGGACGUGCCCUUCUCCCGGGGGGCCUGGUGCCAUCACCCCUGCUCGGGAGCUGCUCCUCGGGGACAGCCUGCACCCACGGGAGCUCUGGGUGGGUCCUGUGGCACAAACACGACCCACGUGCACAUCGUGAGUGUGUGCUCAGGAGCCCCUGCCCGUCCAGGUGAAGGGACAGGGGAAUGGCUGUUCAAAUUCCCUCGUGUGGACGGUGUCAGAGAGGACAAACCUGCUCCAAAGCAGCGUGGAAGGGACGAUGUUUUGCUCCUCUGGAAUGAGGAAGAAACGUCCCUGUGCUGCAUCCACGGCAGCACAGGAGGGUUUGGGCUGGAGAGAGUGUUCCUUUGGCUUCUAGUGCUUGUGACUGCGCACAGUCUGAGGUUUUGUGUGGUGUCAGCCCACAGGAGACACUUGGCUGUGACAACCUGCCACACCAGUAUUUAACUGAUACAGGAGACAGAUUUGAAUGUAAACACUGUAUCCUGGGCUUUUUUUUUUUUUUUCUCCUUUAAAAUAAAUAAAGCUU
Messenger RNA from Calidris pugnax (ruff), 2435 nucleotides. RefSeq names its product mitochondrial tRNA translation optimization 1 (gene MTO1). The transcript has 11 exons. Gene Ontology annotation, molecular function: flavin adenine dinucleotide binding. The coding region runs from base 1 to 1860 and encodes 619 amino acids. Gene Ontology annotation, biological process: tRNA methylation; tRNA wobble uridine modification. Lineage: Eukaryota; Metazoa; Chordata; Aves; Charadriiformes; Scolopacidae. The record is from RefSeq and is a predicted model, not a curated record. Gene Ontology annotation, cellular component: cytosol.